Messenger RNA from Durio zibethinus, 785 nucleotides. RefSeq names its product sphinganine C4-monooxygenase 1-like. Gene Ontology annotation, molecular function: oxidoreductase activity; iron ion binding. The record is from RefSeq and is a predicted model, not a curated record. Gene Ontology annotation, biological process: lipid biosynthetic process. NCBI's taxonomy places the organism in Eukaryota, Viridiplantae, Streptophyta, Magnoliopsida, Malvales, Malvaceae.
UAGUAGAGAAGAUGGCUUUGGCAAUAUCGGAUGAGUUGCUGGGAACUUUUGUUCCGAUCGUUGUUUAUUGGAUUUAUUCGGGUAUGUACGUGGCUUUUGGGUCGUUCGAGAAUUAUAGAUUGCAUUCAAAGAAAGAGGAGGAAAAGAAGAAUUUGGUGUCCAAAUGGGAAGUCAUCAAAAAUGUUCUUUUGCAACAAACCAUUCAGGCUUUUCUGGCCAUCAUUUUGUAUAAGGUGAUAGGAAACGAUGCUGCGGCUUCCCAAAGUCAAUCAUCUUCCCCUUUUAUUAUUGCAAGACAAUUUGUUAUAGCAAUGUUAGUUUUGGAUACUUGGCAGUAUUUUAUGCAUAGAUAUUUCCACCACAACAAGUUCUUAUACCGACGCUUUCAUUCUCAUCACCACAAGCUUGUUGUUCCCUACGCAUUUGGAGCUAUCUACAAUCACCCAUUGGAGGCUUUUGUCUUUGACAUAAUUGGUGGAACCUUAUCCUAUAUCCUCUCUGGCAUGUCUCCUCGAACUUCAAUAUUUUUCUUCUCUUUUGCCACCAUUAAAUCAGUUGAUGACCAUUGCGGGUUAUGGCUUCCUGGAAACUUCUUCCACUUUUUCUUUAAUAACAAUUCGGCAUACCACGACGUCCAUCAUAAUUUAUAUGGAGGCAAAUAUAACUUUUCUCAACCAUUCUUCGUUAUGUGGGAUAGAAUUAUGGGAACUUAUAUGCCUUAUUCACUUGAGAAGAGAGACGAAGGAGGCUUUCAAGCUAGGCCUAUUAAAAGAGGAAAAGAAUGA